AUGCCUAAACCAGCUGGAAAAUUACCAGACCAAACCUCUAACAUUCAGCCGAGUGAAAGGACAACAGAAGCUGUGACGGAAACAAGACCAAUUAUAAUCUCGUCCACAUCUCAACAGGAUUGUGAUCCAAAAAUAGGUAAUUGGAAGGGUUUUUGUUAUAAAAGGAGGAGGAAGGAGGUAGAGUCAAGCAUAGCUCCAAUGCAAAGCCAUGAGUCAAACCAGACUCUAGAAAAUGAAGUUCCCACAAAUAAUAUUUUUUCUAACUCUGAACAUGUUGAUACAACAGAUAUUGAUAUUCCUAUUGCUAUGAGAAAAGGGGUAACCAGUAGGAGGAUAAAUUUUAUAGUUGAUAACUAUAACAAUGAGACCAGUGCCACAACAGAUGGUUUGCUUUCCAGUUUUAAGGCAGGGAACCAAGACAAGGAUCGUAGCUGGUUAAUGUCAUCUCUUCAUCAAAUAUAUAGCCGGAGAUACCUCCUUAGAAGAAGUGCUCUGGAGCUAUUUAUGGUGGACCGUUCAAACUUCUUUUUUGAUUUUGGGAGUAGUGAAGGGCGAAGAAAUGCAUAUCGGGCAAUUGUUCAAGCACGACCUCCUCAUUUAAACAAUAUAUAUUUGGCUACUCAGAGACCUGAUCAACUUUUGAAAAGAACUCAACUUAUGGAGCGCUGGGCUAGGUGGGAGAUCAGCAAUUUUGAAUAUUUAAUGCAACUCAAUACACUGGCUGGGCGUAGUUAUAAUGAUAUUACCCAGUAUCCGGUGUUCCCCUGGAUUCUUUCUGAUUACGAUUCAGAGAGCUUGGAUAUUUCAAAUCCUUCUUCUUUUCGAGACCUUUCAAAGCCUGUUGGGGCGCUGAACCCAGACCGUCUGAAAAGAUUUCAAGAGAGAUAUGCUAGCUUUGAUGAUCCAGUCAUCCCUAAAUUCCACUAUGGCUCACACUACUCGAGUGCAGGAACGGUUUUAUAUUAUCUUGUUAGGGUUGAACCAUUCACUACCCUUGCUAUUCAACUGCAAGGUGGAAAAUUUGACCAUGCAGAUCGAAUGUUUUCUGAUAUUUCUGGUACUUGGAAUGGAGUUCUUGAGGACAUGAGUGAUGUGAAGGAAUUGGUCCCUGAGCUAUUUUACCAACCUGAAGUCCUCACAAAUGAAAAUUCAAUUGAUUUUGGCACAACACAAUUGGGAGGAAAGCUCGAUACCGUAAAACUUCCCGCAUGGGCUGAAAAUCCAGUUGAUUUUAUUCAUAAGCAUCGGAAGGCUCUGGAGAGUGAAUACGUAUCUUCUCAUUUACAUGAGUGGAUUGAUCUUAUAUUUGGGUAUAAACAACGGGGCAAAGAAGCUGUUGCAGCAAAUAAUGUUUUCUUUUAUAUUACCUAUGAAGGGACGGUGGAUAUUGAUAAAAUCUCUGACCCAGUUCAACAGCAUGCCACGCAAGAUCAAAUUGCAUAUUUUGGACAAACACCGUCCCAGCUUUUGACCGUUCCCCACUUGAAGAAAAUGCCGUUAGCAGAAGUUCUGCACUUGCAGACAAUAUUCCGCAACCCAAAUGAAGUCAAGCCCUAUGUUGUUCCAUCACCUGAACGUUGCAAUCUUCCUGCGGCUUCCAUUCAUGCAUCUUCAGAUGCGGUUGUGGUUGUUGAUAUAAAUGCACCAGCAGCGCAUGUUGCGCAACACAGUUGGCAACCCAAUACACCUGAUGGCCAUGGAACUCCGUUUCUUUUUCAACAUAGAAAGGUUACAGCAGGCUCUGCUGGUGGUACACUUAUGCGCAUGUUCAAAGCACCUUCUGCAUCGGGUGAAGAGUGGCGAUUUCCACAAGCUGUAGCAUUUUCUGCCUCUGGAAUUAGAAGCCAAGCUAUUGUUUCUAUAACAUGUGACAGAGAAAUUAUUACUGGUGGGCAUGCUGACAAUAGCAUUAGGUUGAUAUCAUCAGAUGGAGCUAAGACCUUAGAAACAGCUUAUGGACAUUGUGCUCCUGUAACUUGCCUUGGUCUUUCACCUGAUAGUAACUACCUAGUCACAGGAUCCCGAGAUGCAACGGUAUUACUCUGGAGAAUACAUAGGGUUCUCGUGUCUCACUCGAAUGUCGUAUCAGAACAUUCCACUGGGACUGGCACACAAUCUCCAACUAGCAAUAGUUCAUCACACUUGAUUGAAAAGAAUCGAAGACGACGAAUUGAGGGCCCUAUACAGGUACUUCGGGGGCACCGCAGUGAAAUAAUCAGUUGUUGUGUUAACUCAAAUCUCGGAAUAGUUGUUUCUUGCUCUCAUUCAUCAGAUGUCCUCUUGCACUCCAUUAGAAGAGGACGUUUAAUUAGAAGAUUGGAUGGUGUGGAGGCCCAUAGUGUCUGUCUUUCAUCAGAAGGGGUUGUGAUGGCUUGGAAUGAAUCACAGCAUACUCUCAGUACCUUUACUCUCAACGGUACUCCGAUUGCAAGAGCACAAUUCUCCUUCUUUUGCAGUAUCAGCUGCAUGCAAAUUUCUGUUGAUGGGAUGAGUGCUUUGAUCGGAGUUAAUUCUCUAGAAAAUGGUAGAGCAUAUAAUAACAGUUUAAAUUCACAGUUGAACAAGUCAGGUGUUGAUUUUGAUUCAGAAUCAGAAGAAACUGACGAAAACAACAGAACAGAUCUUCCAUCACCAUCAGUUUGCUUCCUGGAUACGCACACUCUGGAGGUCUCUCAUGUAUUAAGACUGGGAGAAGGGCAGGAUAUCACAGCUCUGACUCUUAACCAGGAUAACACAAAUCUUUUGGUUUCAACUUUGGAUAAACAAUUGAUAAUCUUCACUGAUCCAUCUUUAAGCUUGAAAGUGGUGGAUCAAAUGCUCAAGCUUGGCUGGGAAGGUAAUGGGCUUCAGCCUCUAAUAAAAUCAUAG
Molecule: messenger RNA, 2868 nt
Organism: Vicia faba (fava bean)
Lineage: Eukaryota; Viridiplantae; Streptophyta; Magnoliopsida; Fabales; Fabaceae
Source: the annotation of a GenBank genome assembly